AUGAAAUAUGUUUCAGAAGUAAGAGAGGGGAACCUCACUACGGUGACGGAGUUCAUUCUACAGGGAUUACCCAACCAUCCGGAGCUGGAAGUGCCUCUCUUCUUCAUCUAUCUGGUCAUUUAUAUCCUUACGGUGCUGGGGAAUAUCCUCAUCAUUCUCAUCACUAUGGACCCAGCUCUCCACACCCCCAUGUAUUUCUUUCUCCGGGUCUUAUCCUUCCUGGAGAUCUGGUACAUCUCGGUCACCAUCCCCCAGAUGCUGGUGAACUUCCUUUCAGAAGUCAAGAGCAUUUCCUACAUAGGAUGCGCAGCCCAACUAUUCUUCCUGUUCUUCUUUGGGAUCUCCGAGUGCUUCCUUCUGGCCUGUAUGGCCUACGACCGCUACGUGGCCAUAUGCCACCCGCUGAGGUACCACCACAUCAUGAACAGGAGGGUGUGCUUGGCCUUAACUGUUCUCUCCUGGAUCUAUGGUACCAUCGUAUCCCUUGUACAGACAAUCUGGGUUUUCACCUUCCCCUUUUGUGGGUCCAACCAGAUCAAUUAUUUCUUCUGUGACGUCACCCCGUUGAUUACGCUGGCUUGCACGGAUACCUCCUUAUUCGAACUGCAGUUGUUUACGAUUACCAUGCUGUGCAACUUCAUUCCAUUUUGUCUCAUUCUUCUUUCCUACAUUGUUAUUAUCUCAACCAUUUUCAAAAUGGCCUCGGCUGAAGGCCGGCAGAAGGCCUUCUCUACCUGCUCCUCCCACCUCAUUGUGGUGAUGCUGUAUUAUGGCGCCAGUGGCCUGAUCUAUUUACGACCCAAGUCCACGACCUCUCUGGAGAGCAACAAAGUGAUUGCUCUGCUGUACACAACUGUCACCCCCAUUCUCAACCCCGUCAUCUACAGCCUGAGGAACAAGGAGGUGAAAGGGGCGCUGUGGAGAUUUUUUGGGGGUGGGCUGAAAAGAAACACUAUUCUUUCCCAAAAAACAAUCGGAGUCCAGAUCUUGUUGUCAGAUCAGUUGUCCAGCAGUCGAAAUCCAGAGUAG
This is a messenger RNA of Pelodiscus sinensis (Chinese soft-shelled turtle), 1029 nucleotides long. RefSeq names its product olfactory receptor 10A7-like. The record is from RefSeq and is a predicted model, not a curated record. NCBI's taxonomy places the organism in Eukaryota, Metazoa, Chordata, Testudines, Trionychidae. Gene Ontology annotation, cellular component: membrane. Gene Ontology annotation, molecular function: olfactory receptor activity; G protein-coupled receptor activity. Gene Ontology annotation, biological process: G protein-coupled receptor signaling pathway.